AUGAAAGCUUCCCGGAAGAGUCCGUCGUUUCUCCAAACUCUCUCCGUCUGGCUGCCUGUAGUUUGUUUGUCGCUCGCUGCUGCCGAUAACAUGGCAGAUAAGACUCAGAUGACGAGCAGGGAGCGCGCCCUGAAGGGGAGAGGGGAGAAAAUGGUCGUGGCAGACAAGCAUGCGGUUAAUGGGAACCUCACUGUGGAGCCUUUCCCAGAAGGCAUGGAGAGCAUCAUGUUUGGAAUGGGCUGCUUCUGGGGAGCUGAGAAACUUUUCUGGCGGCUUCCAGGAGUUUACUCCACACAGGUGGGCUACGCCGGUGGCUUCACACCCAACCCCACCUACCAUGAGGUCUGUUCAGGUCAUACAGGCCACACCGAGGUGGUGAGGGUGGUCUUCCCCCCGAAAGACGUCAGCAUCGAGGAACUGUUCAAACGCUUUUGGGAGAAUCACGAUCCUACACAAGGUAUGAGGCAGCACAAUGACCGCGGGACUCAGUACCGCUCUGCCAUUUACACGUCCAACCCCACUCACCAGGAGCUGGCAUUGAAGAGUAAAGUUUCCUUCCAGGAGGAGCUGGAGAAGAAAGGUUAUGGUCCCAUCACAACUGAGAUUGUGGAGGGGCAGCAGUUUUACUACGCUGAGGAUUACCACCAGCAGUACCUGAAGAAGGUGCCCAAAGGCUACUGUGGCCUCAAAGGCACUGGGGUCGCUUGUCCCAUCGGAGCCGACAAGGAGGAACUGUGAAGGAUGCAGGGUGAGAAAGAGAAGACACUACCGUUGUUUUCUGACUUGUAUAAUACUUUUCAAAGCUUUUUUGUACUUCUCCGGUGUAUUUGGAGAUAACUGAAAUUAUGUAUACAAUAUAUAUGUAUGCAAUUAGAUAUUAUGCGUAAAUAAGAUAUAAAAUAAUUUUACUUCAAAUGUGAAGUAAAACUAGGUACAUUCAUUUAAAAAAUGAAGUUGCCGUCCAGCCAUUUCUUUUGGACUGCAGUUACUGUCAUCGUUCACGUGGUGGCGACAUUUCUCACAGCAAUCCACAUUUCCCAGCACCUCCAGCGGCUUGGUUUUUUUUUUUAACAUGACA
Molecule: messenger RNA, 1078 nt
Organism: Cololabis saira (Pacific saury)
Lineage: Eukaryota; Metazoa; Chordata; Actinopteri; Beloniformes; Belonidae
Gene: msrab
Product: methionine sulfoxide reductase Ab
Exons: 6
Coding region: 1-738 (245 amino acids)
Biological process (GO): cellular response to oxidative stress
Cellular component (GO): cytoplasm
Molecular function (GO): peptide-methionine (S)-S-oxide reductase activity
Source: RefSeq, a predicted model, not a curated record